Molecule: messenger RNA, 6690 nt
Organism: Salpingoeca rosetta
Lineage: Eukaryota; Choanoflagellata; Craspedida; Salpingoecidae
Exons: 7
Coding region: 196-6690 (2164 amino acids)
Source: RefSeq, a predicted model, not a curated record
GCCACUUUUUGCGCGCCGCGAAAGCGACUCGUCCAAGCACGACAAAGACAAGCGAGACGAGCGAGAACGGGUUGCAGGGGGUGGUUGCACUACCUCACCCACUCACUCCAUCGGUUGCUCUGCUGUUCAGCACACUGCCGCAUUGUCACAAUUGAGACACUCUUGAGGGGAUAAAGAAGAGUCUCAAGGAGCGCCAUGACGUCCCAGGACUUGUUCAGCUCAAGCGUGGAUGCGCUGUUCUUUGAUGAUGAUGAUGUACAUCACAACGGGAGUCAACACAUGCGCCUGACCACGUACGAUGAAGACCAACCACAACCGCAACAGCAGCGAGAGCAGCACCAAGACCACCGCUCUUCCUCCUUCAAUGGCCUGCAGCUGUCUGGCCAGGUGUCUGACCGGAGGCCGCCGCGUCAGUUGAGCAAGAGCGGGCUGGCCAUUCCUCUCCUGUCUGAUGACCUGGAUGACGACGGCUCUCAGGCCACUCUCAUGGAUGUGUACCCGGAUGCGUCGCAGGCCGACGACAUGCCUCACAAUGCAAGCAACAUCCUUUUCACCAACCCUGCCACGCCAACCCAGGCCACCACAGCCGCUCACACCGGUACUGCCGCAGCGCACCGCUCUCCAGCUCAAGUGCCAGUCCGACCACAACAGCAACAACAGCAACAACAGCGCAGGGCUGAUGGCGCUGAUGAUGACGAUGGCGAGGAUGGUGGUGGUGAUCAUCAACAGCAACAGCCAUCGUCAGUGCCUGGCACAGGAACAGGCGCUCGUGUAUCAAAUGUGAAUCCAGCCACCUCGCAGCGCAACCAACCGGGCCAUCCAUCCCGUCCCGUCUCGGUUGAGGAGAUGUUUGGACAUGCACCAACACCCUUUCCCAUGCAGGAGGAGGGCGGCGAUGUUGUUGAUGAUGAUGGCAAUGUUGACGAUGAUGGCAACAGAGCGGAAGUGGAACAACCACGUCGUCCGCAGCCCACGAGAGCCAGUACCACCGCCAACUCCAACAACACUGCAGGGGGAGCCGCAACAACCGCAGCCUGCUCCGCCGCCAAUGGCACCACGGCUCAUGGCGGCAACAGAAGGCGGAGCUCACAACAUGCACUUGACAAGGACGAUGACGACCGCGUGUCGCUGCCGUGUCCGGCACCUCGAGUACAGCAGUCAUUGGACUCGCUGGCUGAGUCCGAGAACAGCAUGCUCUUCACACGCACACCCGUGCUCAUAUCAGGAACAGCGCCAAAGAUGCUGCUUGCGCCGUCAGUUGCAAACAACAACGAUGACAAUGAUUGUGACGAUGAUGACGAUGACGGAGACGAACAAGAAGAAGAAGGAAGCGUGCAUGAGCGGCAACAGCACAAGCAGCAAACCACCACGACUGUUGACAGCGUGACCACUGGCGGAGAGACGGAGCAAACGUCCGGUCCAACAACGGUGUCGGCAUCACAAGUGGCAGGCGCUGCUGCCCAACAACAACAACAACAACAACAACAACAACAACAACAGCAAACGACGGAUGUGUGGGACGCUGCCGGUGCUGGAAUACCACAGAACGAGCUCAUGUCACAGUUCUCGCUGCGGAUUGACGAUUCCUUGCGCGACACGAUGAAUUCAGAGCGCUUCACGGAGACGCAGCAGACACAGUUUGACACAUGCACGCAGGACACAGUUGACAGCGUGGCUUUUGAUCAACAACAACAACAACAACAACAACAACAACAACAACAACAACAACAACAACAACAACAACAACAACAACAACAACAACAACAACAACAACAACAACAACAACAACAACCGCAGUCCCGUCAGCCGAGCACGGAAACUGCAUCGGCCGUCGGCGAUGGGGCGUCCAGCAGCAUCACCACAGCAGCAACAGCAACAGCAACAGCAGGUACCACAGCAACAACAACGACCACGACAGCGCCAAGCUCGUCCUCAGCAACAACGACGACGACAACUACCCCGAACCGAGGCCUUGCGCAGGAUGUGAGCGAUGGCAGUGCCGAUACAGCACGUGCGAUUAUGGGCAGUGUUGCCAAGGCAACGGUGGAGGUGCGCACACCAACAAGCGCGAUGGCGAGUGUCGGUAAUGCUGGCGCUGAUGGCGAUGGCGAUGUUGAUGGCGAUGAUGAUGGUCAAAGAGGAGACCACCAGCGCGCGUGCGCUGACGAGCGCAAGAGGACAGAACGCGACACCACAUGCAGUCGCAAUCUCGGUGGUGAAACCUCCCAUGCAGCCCACGUGAACACCACGAAGAGCACCGACAAUGACGUUAUGGGUGGCGAUGACGAUGCUGACGACGACGACGACGGUGACGAUGAAGAUGAUGACACACACAUGCCGUCGUCGGUGACAUCACCGCAUGGCGGAACCACCACAUCCUCGGUUGCGCGGCAGGACUCGACAGCCGUGUACGGGUACCCACCAGGCGAGUCACCCGUCAUCUCACGCACCUCCCACGGCGAUGGCGGUAAUGAUGCUGCUGACGACAAUGCUGUCCGCUGUGGCAGCGACGGCCAUAACGCGACCAAUGCCCCCAGUGAGCAACACAAAGCCCUUUCUGUACCAGCAGCAACAGCAACAGCGACAGCAACAGCGACAGCGGCGAGCAAGCCGGUGGUGCUGGAUGAGGGAAGUGACCGCCGACGCAUCUCGGGUCUCAUUUUCGAUUCGGGGAAAGAGACGCAGUUUGACGACACGGAAGACGAUGACGAUGAUCAUGAUCAUGAUGAUCAUGAUGGUGACGAUGCUGAGGAUGAGGAUGCCGGUGGUGAUGUUGUGGAAAAGGUCAAGACUGCCAUGGCCGCCAAUGAACAACAACAACAACAGCAGCAGCAGCAACAACAACGGCAGCGAGGGCAUGGCGUGUUGUCGAGAACGACGAGUCGCCAUUCUGCACCAUCUCCAACACUGUCCUUGCAUGCAAAACAAGAGCAGCAGCAGCAGCAGCAGCAAGUGCAUCAACGUACAGGAGCAGCAGCACCUGUCAAUUAUAGUGAGGAAGAGGAAGAUGAGGAGGAGGGUGUGCCGGACACGCAACACGAGGAUGUGCAGACCGAAAAACAGCAGGGGAGCAACAAGAAGGCGGCACAGGAUCAUGUGACUGCUGGAAACACAAAUCCAAACCAACGACCGCAACAACAGCAACAGCAGCAGCAGCAAGUGGAGGGGUGCAAGGUGGUGCGAGCUGACACCACCAUGGCGGAAGAGGAACUGAGUGCUGACCUCAACGCUGACGAUGAUGAUGAUGAUGACCAUGCAGCUGGUCACACGAGCCACAAACAGAACCAGAACCACCAGCGUCAACAUGACGAUGGUGGUGGUGCCAGCGAUAGCGAGAGUGACAGCGAGGAGAGCGGCGAUGACAACUAUCGUGGCAGGAGCCCCGAGGUUCGUGCGCAUGUGUCAUCGGCUGCGCAAUCUCAAACUUCCCCUUUGCGACGAAACCACACAACCACGCUCAAUGGUAUUGCCGAGCACCACGAGCCACACCAUAGGCAGGGCGAUCCUGACGAUGCUGAUGGUGCGGCUGCUGAUGACGAUGCUGAUGAUGACGAUGAUGAUGGGAGCGAAGAUGAUGAUGGUGCGCGACCUGCUGCCAAGCGAGCGGCAUAUGAUGCCAGCGAUCGCACGAGGUCAGAUGCAAGCGCAUCAUCUCCGCCAGGGAAGCGUGCCGGCAGUGGUGGCCUGCUGUUGAGCGUGUUGAACAAGACACCGCCACGCCGCAAGCCGCGGCCUGCCUCAAGGCCUGCGCGAAGAAGCAGCGGUGACGAUCGCUCAAGACGAGCACGCCCUCAUCUGUCGAGCAAGCCACCGCAGUCCAGCAGAUUUUACGAGAAGCAAACGCGUGUGGAGGUCAUCAUCACCACCCGCGUCAAGAUCAUCACCACGACGACCACGCGACCUGGGAUGGAGCCCGUGACGACGACGGAGACACUUCCUGUGGAGUCAAAAACAACGCGACGAGAGCUGGACACGGUGUACCGCCAGCUCAGCACUGAAGAGUGCGCACAGCUAGUACAGCAGCAUCAGCAUCAUUAUCAGGAGCAGCAGCAGCAGGAUAAGGAACGAGGCAAUGGUGGCAGUGAUGGUGACAUUCCACACGGAGCAGUGACGAGCACGGCAGCGGCGCGGUCUGCGAUUGGUUUUGCUCCUCAGUGGUCCGCCAUGGCACCAACCACACCUGCAGCUGUACCGCGCUUUGAUGACUCACACGCGCGCAUGCACAACGAACGCGUGCGUGCGUACACGAACAACAGCCCGAAAGCAGCAGCAAUGGGGCCGCUGCCAGCCUUCCCAAGCCCACGAAGCGCAAAGCAGCAGCAGCAGCAACAGCAACAGAACCAGUCAGCUGUGCGGCGGACAAACACGCACCGCACACCGCCCGGCCUGGCAACGCCGCGGCUGUUUGGGGAGCAAGACGUCACCCCCAUGUCGACCUCCGUCACGGGUGUCGGGAGCGACAGGAACAGCGGCCUUGACGGCAGCAGCAGAAAGCGUGAUGCAAGACAGCACGGCCGGAGAGCACUCGAGCUCACCAUGCCAAUGUCCAAGGCACACGCCACCGUGAAUGGUCGCAACGUGGAUCAUGAUGAUGGUGGAUCUGAUGAGGACGGGCAUGGCGGGCAAGCGUCUGCUGCUGUUCGUACUCGUGAGCAGCAGCAGGAGCAGGCGCGCCGAGUGAACAGAAGCAACAGUGUUGAGGAUCAGAGCAUGGUCGCCAGGAGGACGAUACCGCCUCGUGUGUACCAUGUGUCACAGCGCAGCAUCGAGGAGUGGCAGUCGGUUGUGCCUGCAGGCACGCGUGUGUUUGCCCAAUGGCCGCACGACCCCUUUUACUACCCAGGGUCUGUGCAACGCGUGUUCAAGAAAGGAUUUCGCGUUGACUUUGACGAUGAUUCACACAUGACCGUGAAGAGGAUAGUCGUUGGCUUUGAGUUCUUCCCAGGCCUCCACGUACUGGCCAUGCGGACUGGAAACGAGUACGAGACUGCAACCGUGAUCGAGGUCCUCUCCGAAGGCAGGCUGCUCGUCGCAUUUGCGGCUGAUGUUGCAGGUGCAAAUGAUAACACGUCCGGUGCAGACGACGGUGAGAACGACGACAAUGGAGGUGAUGAUGACGAUGAUGACGACGGUUGCACGCCCGGAAGCAUUGCGGAGACACCGCUGUCAUCGCACACCACCACGAACGAGAGUGGCAACACCAUCACGACACGUCGCUCCGGCCUGCGUCGUCCUCGCUCCGUGCAGCGCACACUUCCCCGUCGCCCACCGUCGCGGCUCGUGGUGGGUCAGGAGCAGAUUGCACUGCACCCGUCCGUCAUCGCAGCUGCACAUGACCAAGCGCAAGCAGAAGGGGAACAACCCGCGCAGUCAUUGCACAAUGGUGGUGUUCAGAGGCGUGCUGCGUCAUCAGCGGCAAGACGACGCUCAUCAGCAACACCAUCAACAAUGAAAUCAUCCACAGCAAUUCGGUCUCGUCAGCGACCAGCUGCUGCUGUUGACGAUGAUGAUGACGAUGGUGACGAUGGUAUUGAUGGUAUUGACGGCGAUCACGGUGGCGUGCGAUCAUCGUCGCCGACGUGGGAGGAGGAGGCGGCCUGGUUUGAGCAGCAGCGGGCGGCGCGUUCCCGCACACGUGAUGGAACGGCGGCGAAUGGCAGGCGUUCCAGCGACGAAGCCCGUGGUCGCGCUGCUGCUGUGGACGGUGAUCGUCACCAUCAUCGUCCUCAUCAUCGUCAUCCUCACAACGCCACAGCAACAGCUACAACAGCAACAGCUACAGCUACAGCAGCAACAACAGCAGCGGCAGCCGUGAAGCCAAGGAAGCCGUUGACGAAGAAGGCGAGCACGACAGCAAAGCAGCACGUGCGCAGGAACGGGUCUGACAGUGCCAUGGGUACGAUGGUUCCGACGCCUGGUGAACCAUUACCGCGACGGUCCUCCCAAGGCAAGCCCUCCCAACCGCCGUCAAAGCGCGCGAAAAUGGACACGGAGCCGCUCGCCGGCUUCCACGUGGCGCUGACGGGUGACUGGGACGAGUUUACGGACGAGGAACUGAAGGAUCUGGUGCAGAGCCUGGGCGGGACGGUGCUGUCUGAACUGUCGCGUGUUGAGCGCGGUGACGUGGGGGCCGAUGAGUGUGUGCUGGUGAGCCAGGCGUGCCGCACGACGAGCAAGUACCUGCUUGCGCUGUCCAUGGCCAUCCCCUGUGUGUCUGUGGAGUGGCUGGUGGAGGUGAAGCAGCGGCGCGCGCUCGUGCCCUUUGCGGAGUUUUUGUUGCCUGCAGGCAUCACGAACAUUGUGCAGCGCAAGAGCGGGCGGCUCAAAUGGGUGCGCAAGCCCGUGCCGCACGCGCUGUCGCCGUUUUCGCGCUGCUUCCAGGGCAUCACCGUGUUUGUGACGAGCGUCGACGUGCACCGCAAGUCGCUGUUUGAGCACAUUGUGCGGCACCUGGGCGGCGGCGUCAUUGAUCGCAAGCGGUUCCUGCCCGGGCCAACGACAGACGGGUUCUCGUGCCAGUACGUGCUGUUUGAAGACAGCAAGGCUGUGGCGAAGAAGGCGCAGCGACGCGAGUUGGAGCACGCGCGUGCGCUCGGCAUUCCAUGUGUGACACAGGCCUGGCUCAUUCAGUGCCUCAUCCACUACACCGUCCUCCCACACGACCUGCACCCGUCCCUCCACAUCCCCUAG